Apis cerana (Asiatic honeybee) is the source of this 3537-nucleotide messenger RNA. Its product is annotated as dentin sialophosphoprotein. Lineage: Eukaryota; Metazoa; Arthropoda; Insecta; Hymenoptera; Apidae. The record is from RefSeq and is a predicted model, not a curated record.
AAAGAUAUUAAUUACUCUUUUUUCUCAGGUAUCCUUCAUCAAUGAUUAGGAUUAAGAGUUUUCACGUAUCAUAUUUUAAAAUUACAUAUUUAUAAAUAUAUAACUUGACGAAAUAAGUUCAUUCAGAAAGUUAUCAAUUCAAGAGAUUACUUCUGUAUUCCUAUCUUUACUUUCUUCGAUAUACAUUUUAAUAUUAAUUCGAUUAAAAAAAAUUUCUCGAUAAAUUGAAAAACACCAUUUAUAAUAGAAAAAUGUACAAACGAAUUAAUCUCAUAAAAUUUUCACUAAACUCUUAUCUAUUUCCUUUCCUUUUCCAAAUACUCUUACAUUUCCAAUUUAAAGAACGAAUCAUACAUCAUACUCCUCUUCAAAAAAAUCAAAGGACAAUUCCAACCAUCCACAAAAUCUUUUUCCAAAAUCAUCACGACCAAAUUACGCACAAAUUCAAGGAAGUUCAUCAAACAAUAUGUGAUCUUCAAUCUCUUUCAACGUCCAUUUCAACCGUUCCUCGAUCUACACACGGAUCAACCACCAUCCAUCCGCGUUGCAUCAGAACAUCAACAUCGGUGCCGAAGUAACCGAGCUUCGUUUAUUUCGUGCAAAUUCACGAAAACGGCGGAAACUGACGAAUUCUUUGGCCUGAUCAGCGCGCGUGAUCACGAAAAAGAUACGACUCGGGCCAAAGGUUCCGGCGGAUGAUGAUCCUCCAUCGUGAAUAGAAUUCCAGUGGAUCGUCGUCCGUGGUGGAUCGUGCGUGUCGCGAUCGUUUCUCCUCGCGUGAAGAAGAUAUAGGAAGGAAAAUCGGCCAUAAGGAGGCGGCAAGUGACGUGAAAGGGGCGAAGGAAGAGUCCUGUGGAGGAACCAUCCGGCGUUCGACCGCCGCCAUUUUUGAAGCAGAUUAAAUUUAGCCAUGGAGAAUGAAAGAAAUUCGGUAGCUACAACAUCCAGGAAAGAAGCAGAAGGAAUUACAGGAUGGAUAGAAUCCGUGAUUAUCACCGUGUCGCAGACUUCCAUAGGCCAGGCAUUGUUUAAAUUUAUCGACUCGUUUUUGUGGGUCGUGGAAAAAUCCACGCAAUGGAGCUUACCUGCUCAUGAAAUAGCGGCUGAGGAGAAUGGUAAAGUAUUUGGGAGAAUAGAGCUCGUGAGACCUUUGCCAUGGCUUUUCUUUCUGCCAGGAUUAGUGAUACUUCGAAUCAUCAGAUGUGGGCUCAACCUGGGUGCUUUUAUUUUAGGCUAUCCACAAAUCCGACCAAGUGGAAUGGUAAAAUUUGUGCAAAAAACUCGCAGACGAUUAAGAGCAAUAAAUGUAAAGGCAAUAAAAGCGAGGCGCAGAAUAACAUGUGCCAAGGACAAGAGGUUGACAAUGAUCGAGGCCAAGAAGGCUUUGAUCAGAUCCAUCAGAUUGACUCUGUCGACUUUGUCUUGUUUGGAUACGUCUAAAUCAUCCCCCUCGCCACCCCCGAUGAAAAUUCGUGUAGGUCAAAUGGAUUUCGACACGAUAGCAACACCAGAAGAGAAAUCGACCACGGAAUCUGUCGGUAGUCCUGUACUCCACGAAAUGAAACGCAAAUUCUCCCAGAUUUUAGAUGAUGAAAGUUCCGAUGGGUCGGAUAACGAGACACUUCGUACAAAACUCGAAAGAUUAGCAAUGGAGAACAGCACGGACGAUUCUGAUUUCAACAUUGCCGAUUGUUCGAUGGAGUCAAGCACAGGGAGCAGCGAGAACGACGUGGACAAGGAGAUAUCAUUUAACGAGACGACCGAGAUCCAGAGGGAAGCUUGCAAAUUCUUGAAGGAUGAUACAUACCAGCUAAUGUCUCUGAAAUUGCAGAUAGCGAAAUCGAUGAAGGACAAGGAAACGAAGGAUGGCGGGAAAUUCGAGGGCGUGGACAGUUCUGAAUCAGCGGUGGAAAAGGCGAGCAAUAUGAUCAAAGACUUCGUCAAUGGAGAAAUAAAUUCUGCGUUGCAACAAUCGUCCACAGUUUCAGAACCAAGCUCAGCCCCAGAAGAUAUCGAAGAGAAGAAAACUUCAAAAGAGACCUGUGACACUGCAACAGAAGCUUGCACCUUACAGAAAUCUGAUAGCUCUCCCUCAAAACAGAAUUUCUCGGAAGUCUGCACAUCGCCGAAAUCUCGUAGCUCUCCCUUAAAAGGGAAUUCCUCGGAAUGUUGCGCGUCAGAAGUUUCCACGUCACCGAAAACUCGUAGCUCUCCCUCGAAAGAGAGUCCCUCGAAAACUCAAACUCAAACAGAGAUAAGCACGUUGCCGAAAUCUCGCAAUUCCCCUUCUAAACAGAGUUGUUCAGAAACACCAGAAGCAAUCACACUACCGAAAUCUCGUAAUUCCCCUUCGAAAGAAAGUUGUUCAGAAACAUCAGAAGCAAUCACACUACCGAAAUCUCGUGAUUCCCUUUCGAAAGAGAGUUGUUCAGAAACGUCAGAAGCAAUCAUACUAUCGGAAUCUCGUGAUUCUCCUUCGAAAGAGAGUUCAGAAACAUCAAAAGCAAUCACACUAUCGGAAUCUCGUGAUUCUCCUUCGAAAGAGAGUUCAGAAACGUCAGAAGCAACUAUAUUAGCGAAAUCUCGUGAUUCUCCUUCGAAAGAGAGUUCAGAAACAUCAAAAGCAAUCACAGUACCGAAAUCUCGUGAUUCUCCUUCGAAAGAGAGUUCAGAAACAUCAAAAGCAAUCACAGUACCGAAAUCUCGUGAUUCUCCUUCGAAAGAGAGUUCAGAAACGUCAGAAGCAACUACAUUACCGAAAUCUCGUGAUUCUCCUUCGAAAGAGAGUUCAGAAACGUCAGAAGCAACUACAUUACCGAAAUCUCGUGAUUCUUCUUCGAAAAAGAGUUGUUCAGAAACGUCAGAAGCAAGCACAUUACCGAAAUCUCGUGAUUCUCCUUUGAAAAAGAAUUCCUCGGACACGCGCGCAUCAGAAACUUCUUCCGCGUUAUCGACACGUAGGUCCCCUUCAAAAGAGAAUUAUUCGGGCGGUCAAGGGAAAUCUUAUUACAAGUCGAAAAAAUAUGGCCGCAAUAAAUCUACAUGGACCGAACAGUGAACAUAGAGAAGAACAUGGAGACGCUGUUCCCUCUUAAAAGUUCCUUCACUGUGAUUUUCUUAAUAAUAUACUUAAGCCACGAGAUGUUCGUGGCUUAUUUUUAUUAUUUAUUCGAUUAACAAUUGAAAUUAAAAAAGAAGUAGAAAGUAUCGCGAAAUCGUUCCAUCGCGAUGAUCGAUUAUUUGUACUAUAAAGAAGACGAAGAAUUUUUUCUCGAUAAAUAUCAAAAAACUUUUCUAAUCUCCGGUUUUCAUCGAAGUAAGUUCGUUGUAAUUUCGUUGUCCGUUUUGUUUUUUUACUGAAUAAUUGUAAUGAAACAAGCUGAAUAAAUAACAUAUUUGUUUUACAAAAAAGGAAAAAAAAUAAAAAGAAAAACGUUAUGCAGCAACUUCCAAAUACACGUAUUCCAAACAUGCUCGAAAUAAUAAUACAACAAUACAUACGUAAAUAAAAAUUUCAUUAAAUCCAAACGAAAGAAA